Messenger RNA from Iphiclides podalirius (scarce swallowtail), 282 nucleotides. The record is from the annotation of a GenBank genome assembly. NCBI's taxonomy places the organism in Eukaryota, Metazoa, Arthropoda, Insecta, Lepidoptera, Papilionidae.
AUGUCUAUCCAUCACCUAGCGGUGGUGUUACGCAAGCCAGUUUGUUUGUUGUCGGGGCAUAAUCAUCACAUUAAGGGUCGGCAGGGGGUCCGCUGGGCGCUAAUUGGCGCGUGGCGCGAUGACGGGCGGGCGGCGGGUGCGCGCUUGUGGCUGCGACACGCGUGGCGCGGCGGCCGCGCGCCUGCAAGCCUCAGCGGACAUGUUCACAGCGCGGUUCCGCUCUGCCGCCCCGCUCCGCCAGACGACGCGGCGCCGCGCCUAUCGUUGGGCGCCUGCGCGGUC